Messenger RNA from Trematosphaeria pertusa, 2080 nucleotides. Its product is annotated as maltose permease MAL61. Bases 291 to 1970 code for a protein of 559 amino acids. The record is from RefSeq and is a predicted model, not a curated record. Gene Ontology annotation, cellular component: membrane. Gene Ontology annotation, molecular function: carbohydrate:proton symporter activity. The transcript has a single exon. Lineage: Eukaryota; Fungi; Ascomycota; Dothideomycetes; Pleosporales; Trematosphaeriaceae. Gene Ontology annotation, biological process: transmembrane transport; carbohydrate transport.
GGGAUUGGAAUUGCCUCGCUUGAGCGCGAUGGCUUCACACCCGCGCCAUUUUUUCUCAGUCCACCAUUAUCUUCUCCUCUCUUGGCCCGUGUGCUUGGACGGCUCAUUCAUGUUUGUGAUUGAAGUAUAAGUAGGUUGGUGAGAGCCGGCCAACAGCUUCAGCAUCGUAUUCGAGCUCGCGCAUCUCCAGCUCAAGGUUCAAGAAGUGGAUCUUUCCACAACCUCAACUCAUCGUCUUUCCUUCAUCUAGAACAUCCAAUUGGAGCGAGAUCGAAUCGAUACCAAUCACCAUGUCCCGUCGCAAUAGCAGCGUCGUCGCUGUCGACGUUGAACAUGUGCGUCGCAUGUCGAUCGCCAAUCCUGACCUCGCCCACCUCACCGAAGAUGCCUCAAAGGCCACCAAAGCCGAGCAUAACAUGACUCUGCUCGAGGGCCUCCGCCUAUACCCCAAGGCCGUCGGUUGGUCUGUUCUGCUUUCGGCCGCAAUCAUCAUGGAGGGCUUCGACAUUGUCCUCAUCGCAAACCUUCUCGCUGUCCCGGCCUUCAAGAAAGCAUUCGGCGAACAACUCCCGGACGGAUCAUACGAAAUAACGGCAGCCUGGCAAUCCGGCCUCACGAAUGGCGCCUACGUGGGCGAGAUCCUCGGUCUGAUGCUGAAUGGUUGGAUUGCGGAGCGAUACGGCUUUAAGAAGACCAUGAUCGGUGCUUUGACCGCUGUUACGUUCUUGAUCUUCAUCGUCUUCUUCGUCCAAAGCAUCCAGAUGCUCCUCGUCGGUCUGAUCCUCAUGGGCAUUCCGUGGGGUGUCUUCCAGACGCUCACUUGCACCUACGCCGCCGAAGUUACGCCCGUUCCUCUCCGUCCGAUUCUCACCACAUACGUCAACCUGUGCUGGGUUAUUGGACAGUUCCUCGCGUCUGGUGUACUGAAGGGCGUCUCAAUGCGCGAUGACCAGUGGGCGUACAGAAUCCCAUAUGCUCUGCAGUGGAUCUGGCCCGUUCCGCUCAUCAUCGGCAUCAGCUUCGCGCCAGAAUCUCCGUGGUGGCUUGUCCGCAAGGAGAGGUAUGACGACGCAAAGAAGAUGAUCCUUCGCCUCGCAUCUCCCGGAAAGAAUCCCGACUUCAACGCCGACGAGACGAUUGCCAUGUACAAGCAUACCAACGAAUACGAGAAGGCUUCAACUGAGGGCGCUUCGUACUUGGACUGCUUCAAGGGCACCGAUCUCCGCCGUACCGAGAUCUCAGCCAUGACUUGGUUCACGCAAGCUUUCUGUGGCAGCUCUUUCAUGGGAUUCUCCACCUAUUUCUUCGAGCAGGCCGGUCUGGACACUUCCAACGCUUUCAGCAUGAGCCUGGCACAGUACGCUCUCGGGGCCAUCGGCGUCUUUAUCGCUUGGUGGCUAAUGACUCGCUGCGGGCGUCGAAGCCUGUACAUCUGGGGCCAAAUCUUGAUGUGCUGCAUCCUCCUCAUCAUCGGGUUUAUUGGCCUUGUGCCCAAGGACAAUGCUGGGGCGCAAUGGAGCACUGGCGCCAUGCUCCUCAUCUUUACGAUCACCUACAACUGCACUGUUGGACCGGUUUGCUAUUCGCUUGUUGCCGAGCUGCCGUCCACUCGUCUCCGACAGAAGACGGUCGUCCUGGCUAGGAACUUCUACAAUAUUGCCUCCAUUAUCGGCAAUAUUAUUACGCCGCGCAUGCUCAAUCCCGGUGCAUGGAACUGGGGCGCGAAAUCCGCUUUCUUCUGGGCUGGUACCUGUUUCCUGUGCCUCGUCUGGACCUACUUCCGUCUUCCUGAGCCGAAGGGUCGGACGUAUGGAGAGCUUGACAUUCUGUUUGAGCAGCGUGUCCCUGCGCGGAAAUUUAAGGAGACUGUGGUUGAUGACCUGCACGUUGAGCCACAGAAUGGUUUCGAGCCCGAGAAGAAGGUCGCCACUGCGCAUCUUGAGACCAUUGAGUCAAAGACUAGCAACUGAGGCCUUGAGUUGACAAAGACGACGAUACGUACAAAGUGUUCCCAGCUGCUUGAGCAUCAUGUUGUACAUAGGAUAGAGUUCUUUCAAUAGCAUGCACCAUUGUUCCCAAU